UCAUGACAAGAUCAAAUUCUAAGAGAAGAUUUUAUGAAUAAGUUUAAAAAAUAGCGUUAAAGCAUACUGUCAAUAGAAGUCUUUAAGUAAAUACAAAUGUAGUUUCCGCAAUAAGAAUGCAUUACAGUAGUAUAGCAAGUGGUUCCGAAUCGAUCACCGACUACCCAGUAGACUUACUAAGCGACGAAGAGCUUGUCCAUCAUGUAGAACAUCUACGCAAGCAAAUCCGAAUACUAAAACUAGAGAAUGAAGUACUAGAGAUGAACAUUAUGAGACUAGAUCCAUCGCUAAUGGUCGGCGUACAAGAAGCGUUCAAAUACGCGACAAAACUACCGACCGCCUCAGACGAAAACCUGGGCAGUUUCCUCAAAUCCCAAAUGACCAAAAUGAAACUAAAUGAAAACUUGCACGCCGUAAGCGGGACCACAAGAUCGCUGCGUAGAGCUGAUUCCAGAGCCAAGGUCAAUGCGUCUACAGUCACCAGAGUUGCAGCAAGGAUAAAUGUGAAUGAGAGGCACGAACUACUCUCCAUAGCAAUACAACAUGUAGAGAAGAACAUACAUGAAUGGAAAAAGCAGUGUAAGACAAAAACUGCGCUGUUUAACGCCCAACUCGAAGCGUGCGACCUUUGGAUCAUUGAUACGGAAAAAUCAGCUCAAAGUUUCAACGAAGAAGUUAUAGUGAAGGGCUAUGAUCGACUGACACAGCGUAUACCAGCUGAAGUAUGGAUCAGAUUCAUGAUAGAAUGGUCUAAAAGCACCGAUAAGAAACUAGACAAGUUGCGUCUAAAGAAUAGUACGUUAAACACACAAUACAAAAAGAUAAAAGCAACAAUCGGCGCGAAGAGGGAACUCAGCAAGAAUCUAACUCCGGUAGACUUUGACAAGAAGAGAAUACAGAACCAAGAAGCGGAGAAGCUUUUGGAAAUAAAGAAGGUACAGUUGUAUGAACUGAAGGCGAUGGCUGGCGACGCGAACCUGAAUGUGACGAUUCACAAAAAUGCUGUGACGUUCGUCAAUAAGUACUUGACGAAGUUGGAGAAUUUGAAGGUGCAGAGGACGCGGCAGACGGUGCAAAUAGAGAAAGAGAGUAAAGAAAUAGAGUUACAGGUAAAUCAUUUGGAACAGAAGGUAGAAGAGUUGAAGAAAUUGAGGGCAGCGUAUUACGUACCUGAUAUAAUCGAUUAUGUUGCGGUAAAAGACCAAAAACAUGAAUUGCUUUAUGGGAUUAAGAGAAUGGAAACGAGGUUGCAAAUUAAUAAGACUGCUUUAUCCAGGACUUAUAAACAGUUGAGACUUUUAUUGAGUCUGGGUUUAAGAGAAGGAGAUAAAGAUACCGAUACUGUUUCGGGCUACUCAGAACAAUGGGAUUGAAGGUCCAAAUUGUUUUAUUUUUUAUGGAACACGCCGGUAUACGAUCAGACGUAUCACCUGAUGGUAAGCAAUCGCCGCCGCCCAUGGACACUUUUUUUAUGUUAAAUGGGCCGACGUUUGGCCGCUAUCUCGCCUGAUGGUAAGUGAUGAUGCGGCCUACGAUGGAGCACGUCUGCCCAUAAGCAACCUAUUCACUCGGGCUUUGAAGACACCCAGGUUAUACCCAUCAGGAAACAAGAAACACAGACACUUGAAACACCAGAGACGUUACAAGUGUGUUGCCGGCCUUUUGGGGGUUAGGAAUUUAAGGGUUGUUUAAUUUAAGUUGUAAUUUAUGGGUUUUGGAAAAUGUGACAUUUAUGUUAAAGUUUUUAAAAGAAGAGAGGUUAUCAUAAUUAUGAAUGACGACAAUGACUUUUGUUAAUAUUAUUUAUUGGAGUUAAAAGGAUAAUUAUGUGUAUUUGUUGUAAACGCCUGUUAUAAGACUCUGGUUCUUAUCUUAAUUUUUCUUGACUGUUGUUAUAUGAACCCCAUUUUUUAGAAGCCCCUAUUCCUAAAGGGCUCUUUUUUUUUCUUCAGCUAUGGGGGUCCCAGAGCGGUUCAUACUUUUAGGAGUAUUUUGUAAUUUGGUUUUAAGUUUCCUCUUAUUUAGUUUUGUUUGAAGUUCAAGUUACUUUAAGACAGGUUUUGACUAUAAGUGAUAGAAACCUAAUUUUAGUCUUUAUUAAUGAUUAAAAUACUUUAUGCGUUAAACUUGUA
Messenger RNA from Spodoptera frugiperda (fall armyworm), 2132 nucleotides. RefSeq names its product coiled-coil domain-containing protein 113. The transcript has 2 exons. Gene Ontology annotation, cellular component: ciliary basal body; axoneme. The record is from RefSeq and is a predicted model, not a curated record. NCBI's taxonomy places the organism in Eukaryota, Metazoa, Arthropoda, Insecta, Lepidoptera, Noctuidae. Bases 117 to 1373 code for a protein of 418 amino acids. Gene Ontology annotation, biological process: cilium assembly.